Messenger RNA from Gossypium arboreum, 1884 nucleotides. RefSeq lists its product as uncharacterized. The coding region runs from base 673 to 1650 and encodes 325 amino acids. The record is from RefSeq and is a predicted model, not a curated record. The transcript is spliced from 2 exons. NCBI's taxonomy places the organism in Eukaryota, Viridiplantae, Streptophyta, Magnoliopsida, Malvales, Malvaceae.
AGAAAUUAGAGAAGGAAAAGAAGACGAAGAACAAUUUCUGAUCAGACAGACCUAUACGGCCUUGCUUUACAUUCUCUCCCCUAUAACCUAGCCAAUCUCUUCUGUGUCUUUUCGCAUGGAGUGGACCCAUCUCUUCUCCCUCUUUCCAUUCCAAACCUUCUACUAUUAUUUCUUUAAUCGACUAUUAAUGUAAUUAAUUUUUUAAUAAAAAGGAAUGAAAAUAUAUAAAAUUAUUUGAUUCCCGACCAUGAACCUAGAGACAUCUCUGUUAUCCUCUUUCUCUCUCUCGUUUCAUGAUACUAUUUAGGAUAAUCUGUCAUUUCUCAUGCUCUUUGGACAGAAAGAUAUAAGGAGGAGGUAACCUCCUCAAUUCCCGAUUGAAUGAAUACACAACUCAGAGAAAAGAAGAAGAGACGCCCUCUCUCUCACCAAACAUGCUGUUUAAAGAUUCUUUAAAAUUCAUCAACCUACUUGCUUAGUGCGGGUAGUUUUCAAAGCGCCCUAAUCUUUCUUUCUACCUCUCGAGUAUCUCUUUCCCUUUUUCUUAUCUAAUAUGAACAAAAGGAAUGGAUGAUUAUUAUGGAAUUACAAGAUUCAGAAGAGUAGCCACCCCAACUUUUACCAUCUAGCUCCCAUUUUCCAACUCCCCCCUCCACCCACUUUUUCCAAAACAUGGUUUCUCUUUCCCUCCUCUCAUCCUUUGUACUAUUAUUUUCUUUCUUCUCCCAUUCCUCUCUGGCCACUUUUCUAUCUCAACCGGUUUCCGGUCAACAUCAGCCUUUAAAACCUGGAGACUACUCAUCCACGGACACGGUUCCCGCAAUUCCAGCUCAAAUCCAAGCUCAAGUUUGCCGUCUCGACCUGUCCGCCGAACUAUUUGGCGGCGUCAACGACGCUUGUGGCAACAACCUGGACCGAAGCCGCUGCUGUCCCGUGUUAGCAGCUUGGCUCUUUGCAGCUCAUGCCAGGUAUGCUUUGGAAGUGUCGGCUCCCGCUCCUGCGGGAUCGGAGCAGCCCAUGAGGCCGGAUGAUUCUCAAAAGUGUGUGAACUCGUUGCAGAACGCAUUGCUAAGCAAGCGCGUGCAGAUUCCUCAGCCAAACGCCAGUUGCGAUCCAAUUCUAUGUUUUUGUGGGAUACGGCUACAUCAGAUUAGUUCCUUGAGUUGUCCCGCUGCGUUUAAUGGUCCCGCUGCGUUUAAUGUUUCCGGUUUCCGGAACGCCACACCGACAGCUGCAGUGAAGAACUUGGAGAGGAGUUGCACCAACUCUUCUUAUGCUGGGUGUACCAAAUGCCUCGGUGCUCUUCAAAGGCUCAAAGGCGGACACAGCAAGAACGGAACACAAGACAGGAGCACGAGCGAGAGAGCCAGCAAGAUGUUCAACCGAGACUGCCAGCUAAUGGGACUCACUUGGCUCCUUGCACGCAACAAAACGGCUUACAUACCCACCGUUUCGGCCGUACUGCGGGCCAUAAUGUACAGUGCGCACCCUCAUGAGUCGAGGUGCAGCCCAGAUCAAGAGAACAUGCCCUUAGCUGUUGAUUCCCUGCAGUUGGAGAAAGCUCAAUCGUCUGCAUCGCCACCACCAUCGUGGCAAUCUUUUACAUUCCCGACUUUACCCCUUAUCAUAUUGGUUUCACUAUUUGGGUAGAGCGUCGGAGAGUGGUGAUGGAGUGGCACAUUGCUUUUUGGGUAGUCCUUUGAGACUGAUGGGGGUUCACGUGAACCUUUUAGACCUAUCAGACAAUUAAAGAUGGGGUUACGCAGGGGUCUUUCUUCUUUUUUGUGUAUGGCCUUUUCGCCCUCUGUAAAUUUCAACUGGCCUUUUUAAAUACUAUUUGUUUAUGUAGCAGACGAGAACUGAAGCCGAUUUAUAUAAUAUAAA